Molecule: messenger RNA, 1077 nt
Organism: Spea bombifrons (plains spadefoot toad)
Lineage: Eukaryota; Metazoa; Chordata; Amphibia; Anura; Pelobatidae
Product: olfactory receptor 11A1-like
Exons: 2
Coding region: 1-1077 (358 amino acids)
Biological process (GO): G protein-coupled receptor signaling pathway
Cellular component (GO): membrane
Molecular function (GO): olfactory receptor activity; G protein-coupled receptor activity
Source: RefSeq, a predicted model, not a curated record
AUGGAGACCACAUCUACCUCUACUUUCUCCUCCAUCGCUUCAAGAAGCAGCACCUACAGCACUCCCGGUCCAUCGUCCUGCUGCGAUCGUCUGUCAUGGAAGCUGUGGUUCCGACCGGUCGAGAUGAACCGGAGAAAUCGGACAGCCGUCACGGAAUUUCUGCUAUUGGGGUUCGGGAAAAUUCAGAACUUCCGGAUUCUAAUAUUAAUUUUGUUUCUGUUGAUCAGCCUCGCGUCGCUAACCGGAAAUUUUCUGGUCAUUUUAUUGGUGGCGUCCAACAAAAGUCUCCAUUCUCCCAUGUACUUUUUCCUCAGCCAGAUGUCCUUGUCAGACAUUUUAUUCACCUCCACCAUAAUGCCCAACAUGCUAGCCAUCAUAUCGUCGGGGGAAUGCAGCAUGUCCGUCGCGGGGUGCAUGAUCCAGUUCUAUUUCCUGGGCGUUCCAACAGUUGCGCAGUGUCUACUAUUGGGCGCCAUGUCAUUCGAUCGAUUUGUUGCCAUCUGCAAUCCAUUCCAUUACAUAAGUAUCAUGACCUUCAAGCUGCAGCUUCACGUUGUUAUUGUGUGUUGGCUACUGGGCUUCUCGUUGGUUUUCAUCAUUUAUAUUUUCUUAGCAGAGUUAGAAUUCUGUGAUUCCAACAUCAUUGACUAUUUCUAUUGUGACAUAACACCCGUCGCAGAUAUUUCAUGUUCGGAUACCGCGGCCGUUGAGCUGGUGACCUCUCUGUUGUCCGCUCCGCUUGUCCUCUCUCCAUUUCUGUUUAUCGUUGUCACCUACACCUUCAUCCUCCUCACCAUCUUCAGAAUCCCAUCCGUGUCCGGGAGAUGGAAAGCCUUCUCCACCUGUACUUCCCAUCUGACCGUGGUGUGCAUGUAUUACGGGACGCUGGCGAUAAAUUACGCGGUUCCGCGUAGAGUACACUCCAUCAAUGUGAGCAAGGGCCUUUGCUUGAUGUACGUGGUUGUGACCCCGUUCUUUAACCCGAUUAUCUAUAGCUUGAGAAAUCGAGAUAUCAGGAGAGCUAUCCAGAAAUCUGUAAACGUUUGGAGGAAAUGUGUCCAAAUGAAAGACUUCUGA